Chenopodium quinoa (quinoa) is the source of this 1068-nucleotide messenger RNA. Its product is annotated as glucan endo-1,3-beta-glucosidase-like. Gene Ontology annotation, molecular function: hydrolase activity, hydrolyzing O-glycosyl compounds. The coding region runs from base 1 to 1005 and encodes 334 amino acids. Lineage: Eukaryota; Viridiplantae; Streptophyta; Magnoliopsida; Caryophyllales; Amaranthaceae. Gene Ontology annotation, biological process: carbohydrate metabolic process. Gene Ontology annotation, cellular component: plasma membrane. The transcript is spliced from 2 exons. The record is from RefSeq and is a predicted model, not a curated record.
AUGGCUGCUACUGCGAUGCUAUUGCUUGUUAUGGUAUACUUAUUCCUUAACGUACACCAUACAGUGGGACAAGUUGGAGUGUGUUACGGUAAUGUUGCAGAUAACUUGCCAUCUGAGCAAGAUGUCAUCAAUCUUUACAAGUCUAACGGAAUAGAAACAAUGAGGCUAUUUAAUCCCAACACAGCAGCUCUCCAAGCCCUACAAGGCUCCGGCAUCAAAACUAUUCUUGGUGUUGUUAACGGAGAUCUUUCGGGUAUAGCUUCCGAUCCAGCAGCUGCCACCAAUUGGGUGCAAACCAAUGUCGUCCCUUUUGCAAGUGCAAUCAAGUACAUUGCAGUUGGUAAUGAAAUUCAUCCUGAUUAUGCGGAAGCCCCGGCAGUAUUACCAGCAAUGCAGAACAUUCUCAAUGCACUCGUUGCAAACGGCUUAGGGGGACAGAUUUUGGUUUCUACGGCCAUUGAUACGAGCUUAUUCACAAAUACCUACCCACCAUCUGCUAGUGAAUUCAGUAAUCCAGGAUACAUUACCCCGAUCAUCAACUUUCUAACCACCAAUGGUUCGCCUUUGUUGGUUAAUAUUUAUCCAUACUUCGCUCGUAUUAGUGACCCUGAAAAUAUAAGGCUUGACUAUGCAUUGUUUACUGCACCUGGUCCUGUAUUUUCUGAUAGUGGAAGGGACUAUCAGAACUUAUUCGACGCAAUUGUGGAUGGUGUGUUCGUGGCUUUAGGUAAGGCGGGUGCACCUAAUGUAGGGGUUGUGGUGUCAGAAACUGGAUGGCCGUCGGAAGGUGGAGCUGAUGCCACGGUCGACAAUGCAGGGACUUAUUAUCGGAACGCGAUCGGCCAUGUUAAGCAGGGGACUCCAUUGAAACCAGGAGGAAUUGAGACUUAUCUGUUUGCAAUGUUUGAUGAAGAUAACAAACCAGGAGCUCCAAGUGAGCAUCAUUUUGGUCUCUUUACCCCUAAUCAACAGCCUAAGUAUGGUGCUCUCAAUUUCAAUCCAUAGAUUACAUUAUUAAUGUUGAAAAAUUGAAGUGAUAUUCUGAUGCAAUUGUAUGAUUCAUAGUUU